UUCCAUCAAAUCAAACGAGUUAGUGCGUCUCUGCGAGGAAGAGAGAGAAACAAGAGAGAGAGCGCGCGAAUUACAAAUUGAAAAAAAGGCAAAAAUUCCAUUCUAUGCAAAAAGGUGUUCUGGUCUUCUGGAAUUGGAAUACUACUCAGAGAGACAAGAUUGCACGAAAGAAGAAACUUCUUUCACACUUCUCCCACCCGAUUCCGACAUUUCUUCUUCUUCUUCCACGGUCCCUUUCUCCACCUCCUUCUUCUUCUUCUUAUUGGGUAGUGCUCCGAAGUCCAAAUACUAAUCCAGUAAAAUCCUACUUUCUCUGCAAUCCAAUCAACUACCCAUAUAAUUAUAAGGAUAUAUUUAAAUAUUAUCAAUUUGGUAAAGCUUUUUCCUGAGGGAAUUUUAGUAAAGUAACUCAAAAUCGAUAUUAAAUCCAUCUCCUACUUCAAUCCCCACAAAAAACCCAGUGUGUUAAGGUGGAUGCUUCUUCUUCUUCUUCUUCGUCUUUGUCUUAGUCUUCUGCUCAAGAAGACGGAGUUGACAGAGCGGGAUUGAAACUAUGGUGGUCCGGAAGGUCGGGAAAUAUGAGGUGGGUAGGACAAUUGGAGAAGGGACGUUCGCGAAGGUCAAGUUCGCUCAGAACACAGAGACUGGUGAAAGCGUCGCCAUGAAAGUGCUAGACCGUAGUACCAUCAUCAAACACAAGAUGGUUGACCAGAUUAAGAGGGAGAUAUCCAUAAUGAAGCUUGUUAGACAUCCAUAUGUUGUCCGUCUACGUGAGGUUCUUGCCAGCCGUACAAAAAUUUAUAUAAUCUUGGAGUUCAUUACAGGCGGUGAAUUGUUUGAUAAAAUAGUUCACCAAGGGCGAUUGAAUGAAACUGAGUCACGAAGAUACUUUCAACAGCUCAUUGAUGGUGUGGAUUAUUGCCACAGCAAGGGAGUUUACCACCGAGAUUUAAAGCCUGAAAAUCUUCUGCUGGAUUCCCAAGGAAAUCUGAAAAUUUCAGAUUUUGGCCUUAGUGCAUUUUCUGCCCAAGGAAUUAGCCUCCUUCGUACCACCUGUGGGACUCCCAACUAUGUUGCACCAGAGGUACUCAGCCAUAAGGGUUAUGAUGGUGCUGUAGCAGAUGUCUGGUCUUGUGGUGUUAUUCUUUAUGUUUUGAUGGCAGGAUAUCUCCCAUUCGACGACAUUGAUCUCACCACUCUUUAUAGUAAGAUAGAGCAAGCAGACUUUUCAUGCCCAUCCUGGUUUUCAGUUGGGGCAAACUCUCUGAUUCAAAGAAUUCUGGACCCAAAUCCUGAAACUCGCAUUCACAUUGAAGAGAUCAGGAAUGAUGAAUGGUUUAGGAAGGGCUAUGUUCCUGUUAGACUUGUUGAGUAUGAGGAUGUUAACCUGGAUGAUGUAUAUGCUGUUUUUGAUGAUCCUGAGGAGCAGCAGGUUAAUGAGAAAUCUGGGAAGGAAGACAUGGGUCCUCUGAAUCUAAAUGCCUUUGACCUAAUCAUUCUCUCUCAAGGGCUGAACCUGUCAGCAUUGUUUGACCGUCAGCAGGACUGUGUGAAGCAUCAAAUGCGCUUUGUAUCUCAAAAACCAGCAAAAGUUGUUCUGUCAAGCAUGGAAGUCGUUGCACAAUCAAUGGGGUUCAAAACCCAUAUCCGUAAUUAUAAGGUUUUUGAAGUUGCUCCGUCAUUUUUCAUGGUGGACAUUAAUAAGGCAGCUGGAGAUGCAGUUGAAUUCCCCAAGUUCUACAAGAAAUUUUGCAGUAAACUUGAGGAUAUUAUCUGGAAACCACCAAAUGAGACCAGCAAGUCAUGGAAAACCAAAUCAACGAAGCGCUAGUUUUGUUUUCUAUAACCUCUCUGUGCUUUCACGUGUAAAUAUAUGUUGGAUUGACCACAUUAUCUGAGUGGAUGAUAAAUGCAAUUUUGUGACUCACAGGUUGCGGCAGCUUGUGUGCAGUAUAUCUAACGCAUAUUGGAUAUGUAGAAGUAGAACUCAUUUAUCAUAUUUUGCAUUGUCUGUGCUUGUUUGUUGUAAAAGGCCAUAGAUGAACUCAUAAAGAGAUGAAAAAAGUUGAGUUCCUCAGUUGAAAUUUCA
Macadamia integrifolia is the source of this 2089-nucleotide messenger RNA. RefSeq names its product CBL-interacting serine/threonine-protein kinase 8-like. Gene Ontology annotation, molecular function: protein kinase activity; ATP binding. Lineage: Eukaryota; Viridiplantae; Streptophyta; Magnoliopsida; Proteales; Proteaceae. The transcript has 13 exons. Bases 554 to 1831 code for a protein of 425 amino acids. Gene Ontology annotation, biological process: protein phosphorylation; signal transduction. The record is from RefSeq and is a predicted model, not a curated record.